Molecule: messenger RNA, 285 nt
Organism: Paecilomyces variotii
Lineage: Eukaryota; Fungi; Ascomycota; Eurotiomycetes; Eurotiales; Thermoascaceae
Exons: 1
Source: RefSeq, a predicted model, not a curated record
AUUGGUACACAGAUCACAGACCAUUUUGAGGUCGUCGAAAAGACAUCUGAAAAGAUCGUGGUCCGUUGUGGCGAUUCCCCAUUGAAACGUGAUGUUCGCGCAUCCGAUGGCCUGUUCGAAAUAUCUGCCGUCGUUAAGCCGGAGGAAGGCGUGUUUGAGUUUGGACUCAAAAGUGUCUUCUACCAGGGGCUGGGAAAGACUAAGGGGGAACCGAUGCCUGCGCACGUUUUCUGGCUGCACCAGCAAUAUACGAAACUGUUACUCGAAACAGCAGUACGGAACGUG